ACUUCCCGCGCGGCCUCGCUGCCGCUUCUCUCCCGACUCCUGCCAUCUCCUUCCGCCUGGCUGUUUCCAGGGUAACUAGCCGCGCCGGUCGGAGACUCCUGUCGCCCGCCUCCCAGCUGGGGAGUCAGCCCGCCCCCCGCCCGGCCCUAAUUUUGUGGGAUUGAUUGGAGUCAGACAAUGUCCACUCCUCCUCUCGCUGGGGCAGGGAUGCCUCCUGGUGCUUUCUCAGGACCACAGGCUCAAGCAGCCCGGGAAGUGAACACAGCUUCUCUCUGUCGCAUUGGCCAAGAAACUGUGCAGGAUAUUGUAUUUCGGACAAUGGAAAUCUUUCAGCUACUGCGGAAUAUGCAGCUACCAAAUGGUGUUACUUAUCAUACUGGGACGUACCAAGACAGAUUAGCAAAGCUGCAAGAACAUCUCCGUCAGCUAUCAAUACUCUUCAGGAAACUGAGAUUAGUCUAUGACAAAUGCAAUGAAAACUGUGCAGGGCUAGAUCCUGUACCCAUAGAGCAACUUAUUCCAUAUGUUGAAGAGGAUGGGUCCAAGCAUGAUGAUCGAGGUGUUGCCAGCCAGCUUCGUUUUGCUAGUGAGGAAAGAAGGGAAAUCAUGGAAGUAAAUAAGAAACUGAAACAGAAGAAUCAGCAGCUGAAGCAAAUUAUGGAUCAAUUACGGAAUCUCAUUUGGGACAUAAAUGCCAUGCUGGCAAUGAGGAACUGAACUAUGAUACAAUUUAAGUAUUUUUUGUAAUUAUGAAAAUAGACUUUCUUUAUUUGUUUGAAAAUACAUAAUUUCUUUUUUCUAAAAAGCCAUUAAUUUUCCCCUCUCCUAAUCCCACUGGUAUACAAAACUCCUUUAAUGUUACUAUGUGGUUUCUUUUGUGAUAUUUAAAUGUAUUGGUUCUGUUUGUGUAAACAAUUCAUCAUGUCAUUUGUAUACACAAUAGAGAGUCAUUUGUGUUUACUACAAUAAGCUUUGUAACCUGUAGUUAGCAUUUGGUUAGCAUUCC
Messenger RNA from Emys orbicularis (European pond turtle), 1006 nucleotides. RefSeq names its product mediator complex subunit 30 (gene MED30). Bases 178 to 717 code for a protein of 179 amino acids. Gene Ontology annotation, biological process: positive regulation of DNA-templated transcription. The transcript is spliced from 5 exons. The record is from RefSeq and is a predicted model, not a curated record. NCBI's taxonomy places the organism in Eukaryota, Metazoa, Chordata, Testudines, Emydidae. Gene Ontology annotation, cellular component: mediator complex. Gene Ontology annotation, molecular function: transcription coregulator activity.